This is a messenger RNA of Candidula unifasciata, 478 nucleotides long. Lineage: Eukaryota; Metazoa; Mollusca; Gastropoda; Stylommatophora; Geomitridae. The record is from the annotation of a GenBank genome assembly.
AGAGCUUACUUGCAAUGCUCAGACAACCAGCUUUAAUGGAGUGCUGCAAGUACGGUUUUUCAGGUGCUCUAGACCGCGGCGUGGACAUAGACCUCACACCCAGGAGUAUGUGGGAUUUCGUGAAGUCCAACUGAACAUCUUAACUAAUCCAAAUGAGAGACAUAAAACUUCAACAGAGGGGGAGUUAGUCUCUCUCUCAACGAGGGAUCUCUCCAAGUCUCAGACAGGCAGCAACCUUGACAGUGCCAGUACCAGAAGCAGCAGUGCAGAUAUAGAACAUCAUUCUUUAGGACGACAAAUUCAAGUUUUAACUUGCCUCUUCUUGGCCAUUAUCCUCCUUUUGGUGGGUUUCAUCAUUAGCCAGACAAAUGAGGUCUGGUUUGCGGCCACUAUCGGGGGAGUGACAACAUGGACGUUUGCAGUGAUGUGCUAUACUCUAUCAUGUGUGCUUUUUAUACGAUUACUGACAUUAAGAUGA